CAAUGAGAACACUACGCAGCAUACUUGUGUUGUUCGUGAUUAUUGGUACGGGUGCGUCCGUUGAGACUUACGAAGACGGGACAUCCAUUUGUGACAGAUGCACAUGUUUGAUCGCUAACAAAAGCUCUACCGUGCUGAGCUACGACUUGCUGGAUUGUUCCCGCAAAAACUUGCAGCACAUGAUCGGAAGCUGGCCGGAACGCUUCAUUACAACCGAUCCGGAGCGUGAGAUUGUCCUGUCGUUAUCGUUUAAUAACAUUACCAAACUACAGCAACUGCCGGCCACCAACACGACCCUAGUGUUUAGCUGUCGCCACUGCAAUCUGGAAAGCCUUGCCGGGGGUUUGUUUAUAGACACGGCCAACAUUUUGCGUGUUGAUUUAAGCUUCAACAAACUACCCGGUGAUUCACUCAGUGGCGAUGUCUUUCGGGGACAGUACAGCGCAGCGGAGAACGGUGUACCGUUGCUGUUGGACGAGCUGGAUCUAUCCUCGAACGUGAUAACGCAGCUGCAGGAUGAUGCAUUUGAGCAUAUCGUCAGCUUACGCCAUCUAUCCCUCGCCCACAAUCCCCUCGGCCAGAUAUCGUCCAACACGGCGCGUGCAUUAGCGCAGCUGGUUAACGUAGAACACCUGGAUUUAUCGUACGCCUCGCUAACGGACAUCGAUGAAACGGUGUUUGGUGAAAUGAGGGCGCUCAGCGAACUCUACCUUCAAGGAAACCUGUUCACAACGAUACCGCAAGCAGUUUAUCAGCUGGUAUCGUUGCAGUUUCUACAUCUGGCCGAAAACCCAAUUGAAGUGCUAACCUUUGCCCAGCCACUGGAACAGCUAGUUCAGAUAAAUGUCAGCAGCAUGUCAGCGCUGCACACUGUAGAGAUUGAUACAUUUCAAAAUGUUAAACUACUAAGAACAUUCACGGGACGGAACAAUACGGCACUGGAAGUGUUUGACCUGACAGUAUUGCAACAUGUAUCCGGCUUGAAAGAGCUGGAUCUAGCCCAAUCGAACCUAAAACACCUGCAUACACCAGUAGAGGAUGGUACCUUUGUACAGCACGACGAGAGUACAUACACCAACGCUCUUGAGGUACUGUUACUGAACGAAAACCCAUGGCACUGUGACUGUGCCCUUCAGCAAGUGCUUCAGUUGGUACGGUUUUCCAACCUACCGGACUACGACGAGGAGGACGAGACGCGCUGCGAAACGCCCUACCUACUGACAACCUUGCACCUGUCCGAUCUAACCCACAUCGAGGUAUGCGAUCAGCCGGUACACGAUGGUCCAAGUAAUGCGGUGUACGAGAAGCCCGCCUUUCUGCGACCCGGUGCCAUUUUCCUGUCGCUACUUUCGGUAGGCAUCGUCGUUGGUCUAGGCAUCAUUAUUGGGCUAGUAAUUGUGUGCCUUAAGCGAAGGCUCAAGGCGCAGGGGUUAGGUUUUACUUCCCCUGUUCGGUACACCUCGGUAAGGGAGAGUACAACGUCGGCAGUGUAUCAAACAUAUCCUUCCGCAAAGUGA
This is a messenger RNA of Anopheles maculipalpis, 1517 nucleotides long. RefSeq names its product platelet glycoprotein V-like. Gene Ontology annotation, molecular function: protein binding. The record is from RefSeq and is a predicted model, not a curated record. Gene Ontology annotation, cellular component: plasma membrane. NCBI's taxonomy places the organism in Eukaryota, Metazoa, Arthropoda, Insecta, Diptera, Culicidae. The coding region runs from base 3 to 1517 and encodes 504 amino acids. The transcript has 4 exons.